Hemicordylus capensis (graceful crag lizard) is the source of this 4422-nucleotide messenger RNA. Its product is annotated as phospholipid scramblase 1-like. The record is from RefSeq and is a predicted model, not a curated record. Gene Ontology annotation, biological process: plasma membrane phospholipid scrambling. Gene Ontology annotation, cellular component: plasma membrane. Gene Ontology annotation, molecular function: phospholipid scramblase activity. The coding region runs from base 17 to 1159 and encodes 380 amino acids. Lineage: Eukaryota; Metazoa; Chordata; Lepidosauria; Squamata; Cordylidae. The transcript is spliced from 10 exons.
CCUCCUUUAUAUCCAAAUGACCUUGCCCAACAAGGCCAUAAUAAUCUCCCUCCAAACUCCCCUCGAUGGAUUCAAAUCACUAAACUUUGAGACUCGUCCUCUUGCCGCAUCCGAGCUACUUCCGGCUUUCUUCUUGCUCUUAAAGAUCUCCGGUCACUUUCCCGUAAAGGGUGGAUCUCCGACAUCAAAGCAACAGCUAACACAAGCUGAACCGGCUGACGAAGAGACGCAUCCAGAGGCGCUAACCCCCAAGGUUCGACUGUUCACAGAUACAGAAAUGCAAUCAAACCAGCCACCACCAGGUGGAUACCACCAUGGAGUACAGGCACCAUAUGGAUAUCCACAGUAUCCCCCAGGACCAGGUUUUCCAGGUGCUCCUGGACAGCCGCCUCCUGUUGUCCAGGGUUAUCCAGGAACUUAUAGUGGUCUUCCAGUUCAAGGUCAGCCUAAUGCAUCAGUUGGUGCAGUGUGGAUGCCAGCACCAGCUGUCCCUCUCAACUGCCCUCCUGGACUGGAAUAUUUAAGCCAGAUUGAUCAGAUAUUAGUUCAUCAGCAGAUUGAGCUUCUGGAAGUAAUAACUGGCAUUGAAACCUGCAACAAAUACGAACUAAAAAAUGCUUUGGGGCAAAGGAUCUACUUUGCUGCUGAGGAGAAUGAUUGCUGCACACUGAACUGUUGUGGGCCAUCACGGCCUUUUACAAUGAAGAUCAUUGACAACUUGGGUCAACCAGUCAUAGAGCUCAUAAGACCUCUCAGAUGCUCCAGUUGUUGCUGCCCUUGCUGCUUGCAAGAGAUUGAAGUUCACGCGCCCCCAGGUACUCCUGUUGGAUAUAUUAAACAGAACUGGGACCUCUGCCUUCCUAAAUUUUCUAUCCAAAAUGAAGCCCAGCAGGACAUGCUUAAAAUUGUUGGACCCUGUAUACCAUGCAGGUGUUGUGCGGAUGUUAACUUUGAGGUGAUGUCAAACGAUGAAAAAAAUGUGGUUGGAAGGAUUUCAAAGCAGUGGACUGGCUUUGUAAGGGAAGCCUUUACAGAUGCUGACAACUUUGGAAUCCAGUUCCCAAUGGACCUUGAUGUCAAAAUGAAAGCCGUAAUGAUUGGCGCUUGCUUCCUCAUAGAUUUCAUGUUUUUUGAACACACGGGGCAAGAUCGGCAUUGAGCUAGGGUCUGGUAACAUCAGACAUUUAUGUUUUGAAUACUUCAGAGGAAAUGCUGUUCUUGCUUGGUUAAAAUGUAGUGCCAGGCCUGCUUAUAAGAGAUUUUUGUUACUUAUUUUUGUAAGCUAUCAAGUUCCGUUCUGCCACAAGAUGUUCAUUUGCCAAAGAAGCUCUAGAAUGAAUAAAAGAUUGAAAUCUAUACCCAUUUCUAUAUUUGUAGGAAUGUAUAUUCUGUAUUUCUGUAGAGCUGAUUAAUACAUAUCAAAUGAUCCUUUCUCACUUGGCUGCAGCAUUCACAGAGGGGUCCCUGUGAUGGGCAUAAGCAGUGCUGUGGUAUGUUGUGAGGGCUGGGGGGUCUGUGAGUCCUCUGACUCUUGAGGCAAGGAUCACACCCAUGCCUUGUAUGCAGAGAUAAUGGGAUGCAAAUUUCAAGAUACUAUUUCUGAUGUUAGGCAUUUUAUUUGAAACAAAUUUCCUAUUGAGGGGGCUCUGCUCUGGGUGCCGACAAUGAGGGAGGCUCGGUUGUCAUGCAUGCAGGACAGGGCCUUUUCUGUUGCUGCCCCCAGACUCUGGAAUGCUCUCCCGGUGGUUACUCGCUCCUCGGUCUCCAUCACAAUUUUUAGAAAGCAUGUUAAAUCUUGGCUUUUUGACCAGGCUUUUAUAUGAUUGUCUUUGCUGCUGCUCUUUGUACUAUGUAUUUUGUAUUGUUUUUAUACUUGUGUUUUAAAUUCUUUAAUCAGAUUUGUCCUAUAUUUUUAGCUUAAUAUUUUAACUUUGUCAUUUUUAUAAUCUUGUUUUUAAAUUUUGCUGUGAACUGCCUUGGAAUUGUUUAAUGAAAGGCGGUAUAUAAAUUUAAUAAUACAUAAAUAAAAUAAAAUAAAAAUAAUUAUAUCUAAUAUCUACAGGGAUUUCUAAAUCUCUAGGUAGUUCAUACAAACAUAAAAGAAAAUACCUUUAAAAAUUUGCAAAAAUGUGUAUGGCAGCACUGAAGAAUGAUUUCUAUAUCAUUUGGGCAUAAAGGACAUGAAUUCUAGAAAAAUGCAGAGGAACAGAAGGAGCUGCUCUUCUCAGGCUGGCACCUGACAUGAGCCAACUUCAGUCUACCUGUGCCUUGUUCAGCCUUCUGCCCCUGCAAGGACGAACCUGGGCAACAUCAACUGCCAAGCUCUUAGCCUGUUCUCACAGUCAUAGAUUCCUUGGAAGGAGAGGGUUAACCCAGGAAUCUCUGAUCGUCUGGAGCACUGACAGUCCUCCCAACCCAGCAGUUCUCAACUUGGGUAGCCUAGAUCUUGCUGCCCAGGUAAAAGUGAGGUAGGAAAAAAAUAGGUCCAUCCUACAUUUUUGUUUGGGUCAUCGAUGCUAUUGCACAUUUAAAACUGUUCCUGAGCAGUCAUUGGCCAUGUUUAUCAUAGAGUCAUGUAGCAAGCAGGAUCAGGAAGCAGAGGGCUGUUGUUGUACUGAGGGCUUUCUCUCUGCUGCUCACGCAGUGUGUUGUGGGAUAAUGGAGGACCCAGCUCAGGUUUUUCCCCCUUCUCGAGUGCACAGCAACCUGAUCAUGUGGAGGUUGGGUAAGUAAACUCAACGGGGGUGGGGGUCAUCUGGGAGUCCACCCAGUAUCAUGUGAUAGAGUCCCCGGUGUGCUGAAGGGAAGUGCCUCUGUGCGCAGCCUUAGCCUGGGUCACCCAAUUCCAUUGAUUUUGCUUUCAGAUAGAAACUCUGCGAUGGGUCGUCCCUGCACCUUUGGCCUUCUGUGUUUGCCUUCCUUAUUGUUACCUAUUGUUCUUGCUUUCCUGAAGUAAAACUUCCCUCUGCCCAAAAUACUUCCCGUGCUAUCUAAUAUACUUUUCCUUCUUUAAAAAAUUGUUAAAACUUUUUUCUUUGCUUUUCUCUUUGUUAAGAAUUCUAUGCUUCACUUUAUACAAAUUUUUAAACUCUUUGAUUUGUUUUUAUUUUAUAAGGCUGUUGUUAUUGUAUUUUGUGAAAUUUUAACUGUUUUUACUCUGUUUUAUAUUGUGUGUUAAAUGUUGUACAUCACCUAGAGAUGUACAUAUAAAAUCACCUAGAGAUGUACAUAUAAAAAUACGAUUGAUAAAUAAAUAAAUUCAGGGAUUUACUUGCUAAGUCUCCAUUGGGAAACAUCUACCAGCCUCUACCACUACAUAAAAUACAUGCACCUUUUAGAAAUCUCCCUUUCUUUUCUCCUUAGCCCAUUACUUCUUGUCGUCUUAUCAUUUAACUAAAAUAAUUGCUGGUGUCCCAUGCUCUUCUAGCAAUCAAAAUCACAGUCAUUGCAGUAGGAGAAAACGCUAUCUAGCAAAAAUGGAAGCCAUACCUGCCAACUCUAUUGCAGUCCAUCCGUAUCAUGUUUGCUCUUAGAGGACUACCCUAUUGCUCUUACAUGGAAGGCACCAAUCAACAUGUAGCGAUGAGAAGAACACCAAGAUCACGUCACUUAUUGCCUUUCCUUACCUUCUUUAGCCUCCAGUCUACAAGCCUGACAGCUAUCUCUAUAUAUCAUUCUUGUAAACGUACCCGUUGCUAAUCCCAUGUGUGGCAGCUCUGGCAGGAGUUAGCAAUGGGGACAGAUGGUCCAGAUGGCUGAGGAGAAGCUGAAUUGGUGGGGGGGGGGGAGGAAGGAGAUUUUGUCACCUCUGCUGCCAUCCCAAAGGGCACGGGGUGGCUGGGGCGGGGGGAGGUGACGCAAUGACCCGGAUGUGCUGGGGGGUUGAGAGACAGGGAGAAAGCGCACAGAAGUUAUGCGCUGUGCCAGCUAGUAUACAGUAUAUCUCAUAUUCCAGGGAUCCUCUACAGAGAAUCCAUACCCAAGAUGAGUGUCCAAGACCCACUGGGGUAGUAGUGACACCCAUUAAAAAAACAUUCCAUGACAAAAAUUGAUUUUUGGUGCAAUCAAGCCACCGUAAUCAUUUGCGCGCGCACACACACACACAAAACAGGUAGAAAUCCUAAAAAUAAGUGACCAAGCUGAUGCGCAUAGUUAGGGUGACAUUGUGCAAUGUUUUUGGGGCUGCUGCAGAUUUGUAAGGUGAUGAUGAUGGCCUGUUUUUGAAGGAUGACGCAUUGCGACCACACAGAAACCAGGGAACAUGGCAUUUGUGGUUGUUUCAAGCAUCCAUACUACGUAGAGAUAAUGUGGAUUGUAUUGUUGUUCUUUGUCAUUGUUGAUUUGUCUGAAGAGAAAAAAAAAGAAAAGAUAUGUUUUUGUAUAUGUGUAUGAACAAAUCAAUAAAAGAUUACUUUAAAGGUU